Molecule: messenger RNA, 726 nt
Organism: Nilaparvata lugens (brown planthopper)
Lineage: Eukaryota; Metazoa; Arthropoda; Insecta; Hemiptera; Delphacidae
Gene: Rpb10
Product: DNA-directed RNA polymerases I, II, and III subunit RPABC5
Exons: 3
Coding region: 373-621 (82 amino acids)
Biological process (GO): tRNA transcription by RNA polymerase III; transcription by RNA polymerase II; transcription by RNA polymerase I
Cellular component (GO): RNA polymerase II, core complex; RNA polymerase I complex; RNA polymerase III complex
Molecular function (GO): DNA binding; DNA-directed RNA polymerase activity; zinc ion binding
Source: RefSeq, a predicted model, not a curated record
CAUCAAAAUUCUAACCUACAAAUCGAUCUCGUGUUUACCUUUUUACUGCAAAUCGAAAAGUCUGUUCUCUGAUGUUUUUGUGGAUAGUAGAAAGAUCUAGAAAAUAAGAUUAUUUUGGGAUAAUUUGUUUGCUUGAAUUGGUUUAAAAAGAAUUAUAUAACUGUUUGCAUUACACAAACUGCGUCAACUACAACUGAAGGUAAUUUUUAUUACAUUGUAUGUUCAAAAUUGUUUUCUUUGCAAUAUAACCUAAACUCAGUCGUUAUUCUGACCACAGCUAAAACACAAUAUUUGUUAUUUGUGAGAUUCUUGUCAAAUUUAAUAUAAAUAACAUGUAGUUAACAGCUUUUGUUUACUUGAUUAAUUCUUCUCAUGAUUUUGAUGAGUCUUUGUUUCGAUGAGAACUCCAGAACAAACAUGAUCAUUCCAAUCAGAUGCUUUACAUGCGGCAAAGUGAUUGGCAACAAAUGGGAGGCAUAUCUUGGACUUCUACAAGCAGAAUAUACAGAAGGAGAUGCUCUGGAUGCCCUUGGACUGAAAAGGUACUGUUGCCGGCGGAUGCUUCUAGGACACGUCGACUUGAUCGAAAAACUUCUCAAUUAUGCUCCUCUUGAAAAGUGAAAGACAUUACUUGAAUUUGUUCUAAUACACCUUCUUUUUACCUUUGUUUUAAGCUAUGACAAUUUGAAUGUAAAUACCUAAUAAAUAAAGUACUGUAUUUGUAAA